Messenger RNA from Aureobasidium subglaciale EXF-2481, 1704 nucleotides. RefSeq lists its product as uncharacterized. The transcript is spliced from 2 exons. Gene Ontology annotation, biological process: pyrimidine ribonucleotide biosynthetic process; 'de novo' pyrimidine nucleobase biosynthetic process. Gene Ontology annotation, cellular component: cytoplasm; mitochondrial inner membrane. Gene Ontology annotation, molecular function: dihydroorotate dehydrogenase activity. Lineage: Eukaryota; Fungi; Ascomycota; Dothideomycetes; Dothideales; Saccotheciaceae. The record is from RefSeq and is a predicted model, not a curated record. Bases 1 to 1704 code for a protein of 567 amino acids.
AUGAGAGGUCAAUUACAGUUGUCCCGAGUGCAGGCUGCACGGAGCGCUGCGCCAUUUCGCCCACGACCGACCUUCCGACUGUCCCAACAAGUUCGCCAUGCAUCGACAGAGCUCAAGCAAGAAGUCGCCCGCAACGAGAAGAUUGGAGACGCCCGCUCAGGUCUCACUCGCAUCAAGAACUUGAUCUUCGGAACCUCCCUACUCGCCGUCCUGGGAUUUGGAUAUCUAUAUGUCACAGACACUCGCGCGACCUUCCACCAAUGGCUCGUGCCGCGUGUGUUGCGUACCUUCAUCCCCGAUGCUGAGGAAGCCCACAAGAUCAGCAACAAGACACUUAAGGCGCUAUACUCGGUUGGCCUGCAUCCUCGCGAGAGAGGCAAUCCCGAUAUCAGCGGAGACUUGAAGGUCGAGGUGUUCGGACAUGUCUUGGACAACCCCAUUGGAACUUCUGCCGGUCUGGACAAGAACGCCGAUAUCCCUGAUGUCGUCUUGGGCUUCGGCGCUGGUAUCGUAGAGGUCGGUGGUAUCACCCCUCACCCGCAGGAGGGUAACCCUAAGCCUCGUGUCUGGCGCAUUCCCUCGCAGAAUGCUAUCAUCAACCGCUACGGUCUCAACUCCGAAGGUGCCGACAGUGUCGCUACUCGUCUGCGUCAGCGAUUGCGCGAGUUCGCAUACUCCAUUGGCUUUGGUCUGGAUCCCGUAGCAGAGCAGUCUGUCUUGGACGGUCACGCUGGCGUGCCUCCCGGCAGUCAGAUGCCUGGUCGUCUGCUCGCUGUUCAAAUGGCCAAGAUGAAGGAGACUCCGGACAACGACAUUGAUGCCAUUGCUCAAGAUUACGUCUACUGUGUCAAUCAGCUCGCCAAGUAUGCCGAUAUCCUGGUUGUCAAUGUUUCUUCACCCAACACUCCUGGUCUUCGCAACCUGCAGCAGGCUGCGCCCUUGACCAAAAUCCUGACUGCUGUUGUUGAUGCUGCCAGAAAUACUGAUCGCGCGACGAAGCCAGCCGUCAUGGUCAAGGUCUCUCCGGAUGAGGAUAGCGAAGAACAGGUCAGCGGUAUCUGUGGUGCUGUUUGGGCCAGUGGUGUCGACGGUAUCAUUGUCGGCAACACCACAAAGAAGCGUCCCGAUCCUCUGCCCGCAAACUACAUGCUUCCUGAAAGCGAACAGAAGAUCAUGCUCGAAAUGGGUGGUUACUCCGGUCCCCAGUUGUUCGAGCGCACAGUCGCUCUGGUCAAGAAGUACAGAGCAGCACUGGACAAGGGACCCAACGAGACCAAGUCCGAAUCCAAGCCUGAAACCAAGAAGAUCGAAGCACCUAAGCAACCGGAAAAGUCAGAGUUCCAGCUCGAGACCGAGGCCAUGAAGGAAAAGAUCAGAAAGCGAUUGCAGCAAAAGUCCGACGCGACACAAAGUGCCGCUCCCAACAGCCUAGACGCAGAGACAAAGUCUUCAAUCGAGUCAAGCGUAGAGCGCGACCUCAAGAACCUCAAGCCUGAAAAAGUAAUCUUCGCAACCGGCGGCAUCACAAAUGGCAAGCAAGCCCUAGAAGUGCUCAAUGCAGGCGCCAGUAUCGCAAUGGUCUACACAGCAAUGGUAUACGGUGGCGCGGGCACAAUCACCAGAAUCAAGAAGGAAAUGAGAGAGGAGAUUCGUGGUGUUAGUGAGCCUAUGUUGCCUUCUUCUGCGCCUCGUGAUGAGCGCUGA